AGAAGAAGCAGCAGAAGCUUCCAUGUUAGCAGCUUGUUAGCAUCGUUGUGUUCUGCCGGUUUCAUCUGUAAUUCCAUGGAGAAGAAGAGCCGCUCAUAGUUUCUGAGGCUGGGUGAGAAGAUGUAGCCAAUCAGGUGGGAGAUCUCUGCAGCGCCAGAAGCCUUCAGUUUUCAGAUCCUCAUCCUGACCCGGAGUCCUCUGUCCGUCCGUCGGCCAUGUUGUUUUCUCUGAGGGAGCUGGUCCAGUGGCUGGGCUUCGCCACCUUCGAACUCUUCCUCCACCUGCUGGCGCUGCUGCUCUUUAGCAUGCUGGUGGCUCUGCGGGUGGACCUGCUGAGCGACCGGCUCAGCUGGUGGCUGGUGUUCGUGCCGCUGUUCGCCGCCGACGGCCUCAGCACCUACUUCACGGCCAUCGUGUCGAUCCGGCUGUACCAGGAGAACGAGAAGCGGCUGGCGGUGCUGCGGCUGCUCUGGGUGUUGACGGUGCUGAGCCUGAAGCUGGUCUGCGAAGUUCUGCUGUGCCAGAAGCUGGCCGAGCAGGACCGAGCCCGAGACUUGUGGUUCGGCCUCAUCGUGUCGCCGCUCUUCAUCCUGCUGCAGCUGCUGAUGAUCCGGGCCUGCCGGGUCAACUGAGGGCAGAGCGGCGCCGCGAGAGAUUCACCGCGCCGCAGGAGGGCCGACAGAGGGAAGAAAGAAAGAGAAGGAGGAGGUUUCAGAGAAAAACCAAAAAUCUGAAAUUCUGAGAUUAAUUUCAGAAUUUAUUUUGAGAAUUUCUUUUUCAACAGAAAUUUUCAAAUAUUUGCUGAAAAAUUAGUGAGAAAUAACUAAAAUUCUGAGAUUCUCAUAAAUUUUCUGAAAAAGUACUCUAUUUUUGAGUUUGAGAAGUUGAAAAUUUCAAACAUUUUAUACAACAAAUUUGAAAAUUUUCGUGAAAAAACUCAGAAAUAAGAAAUGAAUCUACAAUUAUCCAACAAUUUCUGAUUUUGGAAAGUAACACAAAUGUAAAAAAAAUAAAAAAUAAAAAAUUCAGAUAUUCAGAAAUAAAAAAAACCCUCAAAGAUCUCUGUGUUAAAUUUUGAGAAAGAACUCAGAAAUUGAGAUUAAUAUUCAAAAACAAAUUAAGAGAAAUAACAAAAAAAAUUCCAAGAAAAAACCGCAAAAGUGAGUUUUUCUCUGAGGUCUUCUGCUCUUUAUCUUUUAUGUGUUUUCUCUGAUGCGCCAGAGAUUUAUGGAUAUAAUUGAUGUUUUUUUUUUUUUUUUGACAUUUUGUGAAGUUGUUCAUGUUUUGAGUCAGAGAAGAAGAAAACCAUCAAUCAGAGGACAGAAACUCUGACUUAACUGUGCAAAGGUCUUGAGUCAUUCCUCAUUUCUUUACAUUUCUGUUCCAUGCAGCCAAACAUUUGUGUUCAAUAUACUGAGAUUAAUUUCUUUUAUCCCCAUUUAUGUCUUAUUGAAAUGUUAAACAAUGUAACAAGUUGAAAUAUCAGUACAUUUUGGAACUGAAGAUAUGAGAAGAAUCUUCUUUUCAUAUCUUCUUUCAUUUGUUUCAAUUUUAGAAACAAAAUAGAAAUCUAAAAUAUUAAAAACAUACAUAAUGCAGCAGACUUAGAACAUUUUAAAUAGAAAAUAACUCAGAAGUAUGACAAAUUAGAGCAUUUUGAACAGAGUUUGGCUCAUUUUACAGUUAAAUUUAGAGAAAUCUGAAUACUUCAAGACUGUUGCACAACACUGUCUCUUUAAAUCUGUCAGGAAUAAGUAAAGUUGAUCAAAAGGAACUUUAUUUUCUCCACAGGAAGUCACCGUUCUGCAGCUAACGGGUCAUAAAUCACCAAACUCUGUGUCUCCUCCAUGCUGUGGCCUCGCUCAGCCCGACGUUUCUCUGUAAAUGUUCUGCAUGUAUUUAUGGGAUCCUUUAAUUUAAAACGAUGUAAAAUUCAGUGUAAAAUAAUAUAUAUAUAUGUUGAAUUUUUAAGGAAAAAUCCACGUUUAUAUUUAUGUUCCUCUGGUUUUUGCUGCACUACACAUUGGUUAUUUUGUAUAGAUUCUGUAAAUAAAAAACCUUUAAAAAGAAAAUCAACAGUUGACGUAAUGGUGUACAGACAGUAUUUGGCCACAAGGAGGCGCCACUCACCCAGACAGCUUCAGAU
This is a messenger RNA of Poeciliopsis prolifica (blackstripe livebearer), 2146 nucleotides long. It is a transcript of the gene tmem203, whose product is annotated as transmembrane protein 203. Bases 216 to 632 code for a protein of 138 amino acids. Gene Ontology annotation, cellular component: endoplasmic reticulum. NCBI's taxonomy places the organism in Eukaryota, Metazoa, Chordata, Actinopteri, Cyprinodontiformes, Poeciliidae. The transcript is spliced from 2 exons. The record is from RefSeq and is a predicted model, not a curated record. Gene Ontology annotation, biological process: intracellular calcium ion homeostasis.